Molecule: messenger RNA, 1314 nt
Organism: Dermacentor silvarum
Lineage: Eukaryota; Metazoa; Arthropoda; Arachnida; Ixodida; Ixodidae
Product: nose resistant to fluoxetine protein 6-like
Exons: 8
Coding region: 121-1152 (343 amino acids)
Molecular function (GO): acyltransferase activity, transferring groups other than amino-acyl groups
Source: RefSeq, a predicted model, not a curated record
UGCAGCGGAUUCUUUCUAUGCCUUACUGUCACAAGGCAGAAGAGAAAUGGACCCAUUGUCUUCAUAAUCGGCGUUACGAGACGGCUGAUUAGGACUUGCAUUCCCCUGUUUUUCAUCAUCAUGUGCCUGUACGCGCUUCAGCCCUUCGUCACGGGUCCCAACACGAAGGCAUUCUUCCAAGACCUGCACAACGAGGUGGCCUCUCACUGGUGGAGCUUGGUACUACAGAUCAGAAAUUUCGAUAAAAUCAGCGAACGAGAUGUCAUACCGCACAUGUGGUACCUGUCGACGGAUUUCCAGCUGUUCGUCGUCUCACUUGUUACACUGCUGAUAUUCAAACGGCGCAGGACUCUUACGGUGGGAGCAUUCGCCCUUCUAUCUCUGCUGGGCUGCAUUGCUGGAACGUGCGUCGUUGCAGUUUUUCAGCUUUCACCGUUUAUGAUCUUCCCAGGGUCGAUUCCGGACGUGAUGGUGCGAACUCUUGACGAAUACUACAUCCGGCCCUACUAUCACGCCGUGUGCUACUUCGCCGGCUGCAUGACGUACAUCGUUAUAGACGACUUCAAGGAGAGGAAAAUAUCUAAGCGGAUGCAGCAGGCUGGCUGGUACGUCUCUGUGGCCUGCUGUCUGUUCUGCGUAUUUGUGAAGUUCGCCUGGUACAGGAGCCCGAAUCCCGUGCCAACGGGCGUGACACUCCUUGCGGCAUUCUUGGACCGCAUCCUCUGGACACUCUUCCUAGUAUGGAUCACGCUCGCCUGCUCCACGGGACGAGGCGGAGCUCUAUCGAAGCUACUAUCCUGGAACGCUUACGUGCCGCUGAGCAAGCUCUCCUUCGGCGUCUACCUCAUCCAUGUGCCUUUCCUCCACCUCUUGUUUCACGCGUCCAGGGAACGAAUGUCCUGGUCGGUCUUCAAUCAGCUCACGUUGCUGUUUCUGCUGCUCGUCUGGAGCUUCUUGCUCUCCUAUUUAUCUUUUCUUGUUUGCGAAGCACCGACGGCUGCUCUCGACAAGCUGUUAUUCACCAGGCUAAUUGGAGGAGGAGGACGAAGAGGAGGAGGGAACUCGGGAAAGACACAACCUGGGAACAACCAAGGUGGUAGCGACGUGAAAGCACCGGAGAAUGCAGAAGACACUGUCUUCUCUCGCUGCUAAGCGGAAAGCAAGUCGGAGACUUCACGUCCGGUUCUCCAAUCACUGCGAGCCUCUAUUCCUGCUCAGAAUAUUGUGAACUAGCAAGCAUAUGAUGUCUUCAAUGGAAGCAAGCGAAACGGUGAACAUAUUCCUCGUCAUCGGUCAUUUAAUACCGCUAUUGAA